Messenger RNA from Glycine soja, 2901 nucleotides. RefSeq names its product pentatricopeptide repeat-containing protein At3g29290-like. The record is from RefSeq and is a predicted model, not a curated record. The transcript is spliced from 2 exons. Gene Ontology annotation, molecular function: protein binding. The coding region runs from base 210 to 2459 and encodes 749 amino acids. Lineage: Eukaryota; Viridiplantae; Streptophyta; Magnoliopsida; Fabales; Fabaceae.
ACAUAAAAGGUGUUCAUCUUAAACCUCUCGCCUCUAUCCAAAUCUUCUUCUCAGCUCUGCCAGAGACACACACAGCUUCUGCCUUCUGGUGCUUUCUUCUUUCUCCAUUUCUCAAAGUUUUUAUUUUUUGUGUAAUUCUUAACGUUUCAUAUAUUGGGUCAUGCUUUGUUGUUUCAUCCUUGGAGGUUCCUUCGUAGUAGUAUAUUGAUAUGCCCCUUUUGUUGAGUUUCCCGUUUCAGUUCCACACUUGUCUUCACAAGCUUUGUUAUUGUCCCUUUCUUAGUGCCCCUACUCGUGCCAAUGCUUAUGUGUGCACACGUGAUAACUACCUUGGCAUUGUUUUCUUGUCACAAUCGAAAUACUCAAUUGGGUCAACAGGGUUUCAUGAGUCCACUCCACUGUCCAAGGACACGGUUCCUACUGUUGUUGACUUUGAUCUGUGUGAAGAAGAAGAAGAAGAAUGUAAUGAUGAUGUUGUGUUUGAAGGAAGUGAAACGGUUGAUACCACCCCUUUUGUGUCCAAGAAGGAAUUGCCUCCUUGGGGAGAAGUAGAAGUGGAAGAUGAUGAUGAUGAUGAUGAUAUUGAUGUAAGAGAAGAAUUUGGUACAUCUUUAGUUUCCAAGGAGAAAUUUCCUCUUUGGGGAGAAGUAGAACUGGAAGAUGAUGAUGAUGAUAUUGAAGGAACAGAAGAAUUUCGUACAUCUUUAGUGUCCAAGGAGGAAUUGCAUUCUUGGGGAGAAGUAGAACUGGAAGAUGAUGACGAUGAUAGAAGAGUAGAAGGUGUCAAAGCAUGCUUUGUGUCCAAGAAGGAAUUUCCUCCUUCGGGAGGAGCAGAAGAAAUUAUUGAUGGUGUUGAUGACGAUGGUGAGGACAAUAUUGAAAGAAGAGCAAACGGGGAUUCAUAUUUUGUGACCAAGAAGGAAUUGCCUGCAUUGGGAGAAGUGGAAGAUGAUGAUGAUCAUGACGAUUUUGACAACAGUGUUGAAAGAAGAGCAAAUGGGGAUGUAUAUUUUGGGGCCAAGAAGGAAUUGCCUCCCUGGGGAGGAGCGGAAGAUGAUGGACACCGUGAUUCUAGACCUGUUGAAACUACUUCAUCAGCUCCACAGGGGAUAGGACUACUGAAUGAGCAUGGGGUGCUUUUUCUUGAGGAGUUGGAUGAGAAUGUGCUGUCUAAUAGGAUUUUGGUGCUUAGCAGAACUAACAAGAUUAGAAGUGCAAUGGAGUAUUUUAGGUCUAUGGAAUUAUCGGGUCUUUCUCCAAAUAUCCAUGCUUGUAAUUCUCUUAUUUCUAGCCUUUUGAGAAAUGGGUGGUUUGAUAAUUGCAUCAAAGUGUUCAAUUUUACAAGAGCAAAAGGGAUAACUACAGGGCAUACAUAUAGCUUGAUUCUUAUGGCACAUGCAAAGGCACAUGGUUGUGAUUCUGCCCUUGGAUUAUUCAGAGAACUAGAGAGUGAAUGUGAUGUGGAGAAGGAUUUUGAUGCAAUUGUUUACAACACCAUGAUAUCUAUCUGCAGAGAUGUUGACAAUUGGAGUGAAAUAGAGAGGUUGUGGAGGAGUAUGAAAGCAAAUGGAUGUGCUGGAACUCAUGUCACGUAUCACCUAUUAAUCAAUAGUUUUGUACGAUUUGACCAAAGUGAUCUUGCUCUUUAUGCUUACCGUGAAAUGGUUCAAAAUGGAUAUGAACCAGACAACAAUACAUUGAAUGUUAUCAUUAGUGUAUGUGCUAAGGAGGGAAAAUGGGAUGCUGCAUUAAGUGUCUUUAACAAAAUGUUGAAGGUUGAGCUUAAGCCAAACUUAGUUGCAUGCAAUGCAUUAAUUAACUCACUUGGAAGAGCAGGGGAACUCAAGCAAGUAUUUCAGGUCUACAACACAAUGAAAUCUUUAGACCUUAAACCAGAUGCAUAUACAUUCAAUGCUCUAUUAAGUUCUCUUAACAAGGCUGAUAGGCAUCACAAAGCUCUUGAGCUUUUUGAGAUGAUUGAAAGAGAUCAAACAUCUCAAUUCAAUGUACAUUUAUACAAUACUGUUUUAAUGUCUUGCUCAAAGCUUAGGUUGUGGGAUAGGGCUAUAGAAAUUCUGUGGCAGAUGGAGGCUUCUGGACUGUCUGAUUUGACAAUGUCAUAUAAUCUUGUCAUCAGGACCUGUGAGCUUGCAAGGAAGCCAACAAUUGCACUGCAGGUGUACAAGCACAUGGUUCACCAGAAGUGCAGUCCAGACAUAUUUACUUAUCUAUCCGUGAUUAGAUGCUGUGUUCGUGGAGAUCUCUGGGAAGAGUUAGAAGAAAUCUUAAAUCAGACCAUGCCAAAUGCCACUCUUUAUAACGCAGCUGUUCAAGGGCUGUGCUUACGUAAAAAUGGUGACAUGGCAAAUAAGAUCUACACAAAAAUGCUAGAAAGUGGUUUUCAACCUGAUGUCAAAACGCAAGUACUUAUGCUUCGUAUGAUAAGGAAAAGGAGGUAGCUAGUAGUCUAUUAAUUGCUAUAACUAACAACAGUUUAGAAACGAUGACCAAGAGAAGGAGAAUAUCAUAGUCAACUGAAUCAGGGAACAAAUCCAAUAGUAAAUAUUUUUUUGGGUCUUUGGAGAGAAAAUAGCAGACAAAAAUGUUACUGUAAGUCUGUAAAGCUGUAUAGUUAUCAUCCACACUCUUUUCUUUCUUUCUUUCUUUGGUGCUGAGGGUUGUAAAGAAGCUUCUUGUUUGAUAUGUAUUUAAAUGAUGUAAGUGCUCAAGUCUUGUACUAUUUUUUCCUGUUAUAUUCAAGAGUUCUUGUAAAGUGUUGGACUUAGCAGUUGUCUCUCUUGCUACUAGUUUGCGAGUAUUGUUCCUCAGUGUUGAUUCUGUAUAACUUCUGGUGCUCUUAAACACAAGUUCUGAUAUUAUACUGAAAGUAUUUCAUGAUUA